Molecule: messenger RNA, 1506 nt
Organism: Macrobrachium nipponense
Lineage: Eukaryota; Metazoa; Arthropoda; Malacostraca; Decapoda; Palaemonidae
Product: glutamate receptor-like
Exons: 6
Coding region: 1-1506 (501 amino acids)
Cellular component (GO): membrane
Molecular function (GO): ligand-gated monoatomic ion channel activity
Source: RefSeq, a predicted model, not a curated record
AUGACGACCGUCUCCUUCGACUCCCGUGGAACGUCCUUCGCCGGCCUCCUCCUCAUAUCCCUCCGGGAAGAUGACUGCAACGUCAACACCGUCAGACGGGUGCCCCUCUCGAGCCAGACGUCCUCCGUCGCUCUCCUAUGCCUAGUCACGAAGGACGCCCCAGAGGGCAACGGAAGCUUAACGCUGAGUUUCCGGGUCCACACUUGGCUGCCCUUCCACCCCGCAGAGGAGCUGAUCAGGCUCGGCACCUGGGCUCCCGAGGAUUUCCCCGAGUGGGAAGACCUUUUCGUCGACAGGUUCGAGUCCCUGGAGGAAUCGACGCUGCGCGUGUCGAGCGACAAUUCGGACAUGCCCUUCUUCUACAGCAGGGACAACAAGACGUUCGACGGCACCAGUAAGCGAAUUAUGGAUGCCCUCGGCGGGUGGAUCAACUUCACCUCCACCUUCACUGAGAGUUCGAGUGACGAUAAAUGGGGCGAGAUCGUUAACGGCACUUGGGUAGGAAUGCUGGGUGACGUCCUUAGAGGGGACAAGGAUCUCGCAGUCAACUACUUCUCAGUCACUGAGGAAAGAGCUCAGUACUUCGACUUCUCAGUUCCUCACUACAACGAAGGAUUCGGAUUUACGAUCAGAGUUCCUCCGCCUCUUCCUCGAUGGCUCAGCCUGACUUAUCCCUUCACUCCGGUCGUGUGGGGCGGGGUCGUUGUGGCUCUUGUCCUCAUAGCUGUAGCAUACUACUUCCUGCGGGAACAGCACGCUAGCUCCUUUUUCGAAUCCUUUAUGGAUAUUGCGAAGAGUCUAAUAAACCAAGGUGGCAUCGAUCCCCCAGACUCCUGGACCAUCAGGACGUUCCUGCUUAUCUGGUGGGUGUCUGCCUUCGUCAUCGUCCUGUCCUACACCUGCAACCUCAUCGCCGUCCUGACUAUCCCUGCCUAUCCCAAAAGGAUAAGGAGCAUCGGACAGUUGGCUGAGAGCAAUUUCAGGGUGUGUAUGUUGGAUUACGGCGAGUUCGUACCGGAAGCUCUGGCCACCUCCAAGGACGCGGAGCUGUUCGCCCUGGGCUCCAAGCUAGACCUAGUGCCAACGACCGUGCACCAAGACUACUUCGGGGAAGAAGGCUGCGUCGAACUGGUUCUCCAAGGGACCCACGCCCACGUCGAAACCUUCUCCUACAACCAGCUCAUCUACAUCGAAAUGGGCUACAGCGACGCGGUCUACUUCGUGAGGGAGCAGAUCUACAAGGCUAACUUGGCUUUCUUCUUCCGGAAGCAUACGCCGUGGAAGUUCAAGUUCGACGAAGGUAUUCGGCGCCUGGUGGAGUCCGGCCUGGUGCAGAAGUGGUACGACGACAUCAUGGCCGAGAUCAGGAUGAAAAACAAAAGGGAAGUGAUGGAAUCCAGCGAGCAAUCUCUGUCUAUGGCCCAUCUGCAAGGCCCAUUCUUAAUCCUCGCAUUUGGAUUAGUGGUGUCCUCUGUGGCCUUCAUCACUGAAUAUCUCCGGAAGUGA